AUGGCGAGGGCAACUAACGACGCAGCUGCACAGAUAGCAGCGGCGAUCUGCCAUCGAGACAACAGGUUUCCGGCGGCGACAGUUUUACGAGUGGGAGCCCUUCAUGGGCAGUUUCCGGGCUCGGAGGAAGCUGUUGUCACAGCGGCUGCGAAGGCGACGUCGCAGCAGCGACGAGCAGAAACGCAGAGCGCCGGAGAGGAAGCAGCAGCGGGUAUAAUGUCUCCACAGUUGUCUUCAUUGCUGUUUCUCGUGGUUGGGAUAUCAAUGGCCCUAACUCCUUGGUUGGCUGCUGGAGGACAAUUUAUAGCCUCUCGCUUUGAGCAGCAUGAUGUUCGAAGUCUAUUGCCCGCUGAAAGUGAGACUGAUGACUUGCAAGAUCAUAUUAUUUUAUGUGGUUUCGGACGAGUCGGCGAGAUUAUCGCCCAGCUUCUUUCAGAACGGUUGAUUCCAUUUGUUGCACUUGAUGUCAAUGGCGAUCGAGUUGCAUAUGGACGCGCACUUGACCUUCCUGUUUACUUUGGUGAUGCCGGUAGUCGAGAGGUCCUCCAUAAAAUUGGUGCUGAAAGAGCAUGUGCUGCAGCAAUAACCUUAGACAGUCCAGGAGCAAAUUAUAGAACUGUUUGGGCUUUGAGCAAGUAUUUUCCCAACGUUAAAACAUUCGUCCGUGCUCAUGACGUCAAUCAUGGAGUCAACUUGGAAAAAGCUGGUGCAACAGCGGUUGUUCCUGAGACGUUGGAACCUAGUUUGCAGUUAGCAGCUGCUGUUCUUGCACAAGCAAAAUUGCCAGCCUCGGAGAUAGCAGCUACUAUUGAUGAGUUUAGAUCCCACCACCUGUCCGAGCUUACAGAGCUUUGUGAAGCCAGUGGCAGCUCUCUUGGUUAUGGAUUUUCCAAAACAAUGAGCAAACCUAAAUCUCAGCCCUCUGACUCUUCAGACGACAGCCAAAUCUCUGAAGGGUCAAUACCAAUAUAAGGGGGUUUCUUACGUUUCCUCCACAAGGUAAAAAAAUGCAAUUUUUACCCAUGAUGUGUAAAUUUAUAAAGCAACCACCCACCAAAUCGAAUCAGAAAUACUCAUCAAAAUACAAGUUUUCACCAACCAAUGAAUUACAUCAUUGCAUUUGAGUAUAAGGAGUUCAUGAUUAUCA
Molecule: messenger RNA, 1147 nt
Organism: Salvia hispanica
Lineage: Eukaryota; Viridiplantae; Streptophyta; Magnoliopsida; Lamiales; Lamiaceae
Source: RefSeq, a predicted model, not a curated record